UGUGAAGGUAAAGAGUUAACAGUUACUGCAGCUGCUGACGAGAAGAAGAAUUCUACAGACAGUCAGCAGGACAGUAACGUGGACUCCACUUCAUCUCUGAGAGAAAAUACUCAAACAGAAGAAAAACAAGGUGCGGGUUCUGGAGAGGACAGUGAUGUUCUGAGCAUCAACGCAGAUAUUGACGACAGUGACAUUGAAGGUCACAAAGAUGUCAAACCUGAAGAAAUGGCAUCCAGAGAGGAAGCUCUGCCCCCCACCGUACCCGUCCAAUCAGCUGAGCCGAAGGUGGAGCUUCAGCAGGACAUCGACAGAAGCAUCAGUGAGAUUCUGGCUUUGACCUCCACUGAAACCAGCAAAGAUCUGCCGGGAGCAUCGCUGGAGAAACCAGCCAGCCCAGAAACAGCUGCUGUCGCUCCAAAAGAGCAGCCGUCUGUUCAGCAGCUGGAGUUACUGGAGCUGGAAAUGAGAGCCAGAGCCAUUAACCCUCUGGGGUCAUCAUACAUCUCCCAGACACAUGGAGACCUCCUGCAGUAG
Molecule: messenger RNA, 534 nt
Organism: Myxocyprinus asiaticus (Chinese sucker)
Lineage: Eukaryota; Metazoa; Chordata; Actinopteri; Cypriniformes; Catostomidae
Product: caspase activity and apoptosis inhibitor 1-like
Exons: 4
Source: RefSeq, a predicted model, not a curated record